Molecule: messenger RNA, 2154 nt
Organism: Cryptococcus wingfieldii CBS 7118
Lineage: Eukaryota; Fungi; Basidiomycota; Tremellomycetes; Tremellales; Cryptococcaceae
Product: dynein intermediate chain, cytosolic
Exons: 8
Coding region: 1-2154 (717 amino acids)
Biological process (GO): transport along microtubule
Cellular component (GO): cytoplasmic dynein complex
Molecular function (GO): dynein light chain binding; dynein heavy chain binding
Source: RefSeq, a predicted model, not a curated record
AUGAGCGACCGUCGCCGACAGGAAAUCGAGGAGAAGCGUGCAAAGCUCGCCGAGCUAAGGCGGGCCCGCGACGAGCGCAAACAGCUCCUCGCAAACACAGACCAGGCGUCAGAGCCCAUGGCCACAAACCGCCGCGACGUCAACGACCUCGUCGACUCCCUCCUCACCCGCCCCGCCUCCCCGUUCACCCCGGCGCCCUCUUCCCGCCCCUCCGCGUUUGGUACGCCUGGACGACCGUCAGGGUCGACCCCUCCGUCCAGUAUACCUGGCACUCCGGGAGGUCGCGCAAGCCGACUGAGCAAUGAGGGAAGCUCGGGAAGGGCCACUGGACCUACCGCUGGUAUGGGCAUGACAGGCCUGCCUUCUGGUGCCGAUAGGUAUCAUCUUUCCGUUCUGACAGGUGGUUGUACUGAUUCCGGUCUUAGAGAUAGCAUGAUGUCUCCGUUUUCUCGGCCUGCGACCGACUUUGUGGACCAUCAAGAAGAGCUGUUCGAGCUUCCUACAAAGCCAGCUCCAGUCACCUAUUCCAAAGGAAUCCAAACGAUGGUCUCGUCGUUUGCAGCGGACGUCAAUUUUGACGACGACUACAUCUCGGACACUGAAGAAGAAAGACAACGAAAGAGGAAUUUGCGGGACGGCGAAACUGGAAGAGAGACCGAGGAUGAGAUGCGGAAGCGGAUCUUGGAGGAGUUGGAAGAGGAGAGGAAGGCCUUGGAGAAUGAACUGAAAGAGCAAGGUGCAGAGCUUUCGGAUGAGCAACGUCAAGCCGUCUUUGCGGCUCCGGACUUUUCGUCCUUCAUCGAACAGUCGACGCGAAUAACUCAGAGAGCCCUUAGUGAUGGGUAUGACUACAUUAAGGACUAUACUAUUGGUGGCGACGGUGCUUUUGACGAGUCUGAGGGUGUGAAGGUCAAGCUCUUCUGUGCGUUCUCCGACGAAAGAUGGACCAAUGGCCGUUCCGUCACAGACGUAGACUGGUCACCGAAGGCGAAAUUGAGUGCCGCGUCCUACAACAGAAAUCCUUCAGCAGUCAACGAUCCCGAUGGGAUCGUUGCUGUUUGGAAUCUCCACCUUCUGGAACGACCCGAGUUCAUCUUUCACUCACCUUCCGAUGUGCUAUCCGUGACCUUCUCCCCAUAUCACCCAACCCUCAUCUUUGGCGGUUCUUACUCUGGCCAAGUCCUUCUCUGGGACACUCGAGCGAAACACCUUCCAGUUCUCAAAACCCCUCUGUCGGCAACAGGUCACACUUACCCCAUCUAUGAUAUGAAAAUGGUCGGAACGCAGAACGCCAACAACCUUAUUUCGAGCAGUACGGACGGACUCGUCUGUUCGUGGCUUGCCGACAUGCUGGCUCAACCCCAGGAAACUCUCCCCCUCACCAUGCCAUCGCACAACAAGACCGAUGAAGUCUCCAUCACCACCUUUGAUUUCCCCGACAACGAAACCUCCACCUUCUGGAUUGGUACUGAAGAAGGCUCCGUCUACCAAGCCAAUCGAUAUGACCGUGCUUCCGCCAAAGCGGGAUCAAACACUGAAGACAUCUACAAAGGUCACGCGGCGCCUGUAACGGGCCUACACUUUCACCCAGGAACGGGGUCGAUUGAUUUCUCAGACUUGUUCUUGACGAGUUCGAUCGACUGGACGGUCAAACUUUGGCGGACGAAGGCUGCUGCUACCGCUGCCACCGCGAAGGGCACUACUGGAUCUGGGGUGCAAGGUGGCAAAGGGGAGGAUAGGGUAGUUCCGCCAAUGCACUCUUUCGAGGAAGCGGGGGAUUAUGUGUUUGAUGUCAAGUGGCAUCCGCACCAUCCUGCUGUUUUCGGAUCAGUGGACGGGACAGGCAAAUUCGAUCUAUGGAAUAUCAAUCAAGAUGUCGAGGUGCCGAUCACAUCCACCCAAGUCUCUCCCCGGGCUAUCAACAAACUCGCCUGGGACCGUACUCCCACCUCUCGUAAGGCGGCGCUAGGCUCCUCGGAUGGGAAAGUGUAUGUGUACGACGUCGCGGAGAAGCUUGUCUUGCCACGAGAUGGGGAGUGGGUAGAGAUGCAGAAGACCGUGCAAGGAAUGGCAGCGGCUAGGGAGGUUGGCGGAGCGGGUGUUUUCGGGGGUGAGGCCGGGAUGGGAGCUGGAAAGUAUGACAGGAGGGCUUAA